Messenger RNA from Rhodofomes roseus, 3489 nucleotides. Its product is annotated as RNA dependent RNA polymerase-domain-containing protein. Gene Ontology annotation, cellular component: nuclear RNA-directed RNA polymerase complex. The coding region runs from base 1 to 3489 and encodes 1162 amino acids. Gene Ontology annotation, molecular function: RNA-directed RNA polymerase activity. The transcript has 6 exons. Lineage: Eukaryota; Fungi; Basidiomycota; Agaricomycetes; Polyporales; Fomitopsidaceae. Gene Ontology annotation, biological process: siRNA processing. The record is from RefSeq and is a predicted model, not a curated record.
AUGGAGGUAUUCAUGCAGGGAAUUCCAUUCAGCAUGGAACAACCCCAGCUCAAGGAACUCCUAGCAAGUGUCUUCCACGGCGCUGCCUACUCUGAUCACUCUCCUCAGCCUCUGAACUUCGAAGUCCGCAUAUACCGCAAGGUGACCAAGCGGGGCACCAGAAACGGCGUCAUCACAGUCCCCACCACGGAGAUCGGUGAGCAGUUCCUGCGAGAGUAUGGUCAAGGUUCACCCCGGAGGCGCAACACUUUCGACAGCAUCGUUUUCGCACGCGGUAUACACACGCCAAAUCGUCGAGUCCUCGAGACGGUGCAGCAGACUCCGUACAGGCCUUCGGCGGGGCUUACACAGCCCAGGUAUGACACGGCCAGCGUGUCGAUCCAGCGACUUCAAUUCGGAUGGAUCUGCCGAGACGAAGAGUAUUCUGUGGAGUGGGAGAAGAAGUUCACCAUCCAGGGUUCUGCAUACCUGAGGUACAACGAAGGCAGGCGACAAUUUCAGAUGAUAGCGAUGGGACAUGAUUGCACGCGCUAUAUGGCCAUUCGUCCUCCGCAGGUGUACUGGACCGCCGCAACACCGGACCAAUACGGCGAGUCGUCGAUCUUCUUUUACCUCCUCUAUCCUCCCUCAUUCGAGGAGGGUCCCGUGGACCCGGAUUUCUUGGAGUCACUCGGAGAGGACACAUAUGGACAAUACGAGAAUCUGAGAAUGUUACUCGAGGAGACGAAGAUAUGGCGGCUCCGGAAAUCGGGCUUUGACGAUACUCACGUUCCCAUUGCGCCCUACACCUCCAUCGCUGUGCGGCUGGUGUGCAAGUCUGCGUCAGACGUCGCCCUCUAUAGGGUCCUGUGCCGGCAGGCUCACCUAACCGUUGACUCAUCUGCGUACACAGUGGUUCAUCGCGGGCUCUUCGCCAGAUCUGUUCAGGACGUCUAUCGACCCUGGGUAGCCAAUUUGGACUUUGCAGUUGCGUCUCAGGUCGAGUCGUUGUUGCGGAAACGCCUCGUGGACAUGCAAGAAAUCGUGCGAUACCUGCGUCCGAGCAUCGACGAUCUGAUGUCGAAGCACGGCCCCCAUGUGACGCGCACUGUGCUCGCUGACCUGAAGACGCGACUCGAAGCCCGUCUUUGGUACGGCGACGGGACUCCGUUGAUGCCCCACGCCGACCUCUUCCUCUGCACCCACGUUCAUAUCACCCCUACCACCAUCAUACCCGAGGGCCCCUUUCCUGAACAGUCCAACCGAGUAAUACGUAAAUACUGGGACAAUAGGGACAACUUCAUUCGGGUUCACUUCACGGACGACAACAGACUCGCCUACCGCUACGAUUCCGAGCUCAAUCUCCAGCGUUUGAUUGAGGAACGUGUCAAGCACUUCCUUGUCAAGGGCGUCACCGUCGCUGGGAGGCAUUUCCAGUUCCUCGGCUACUCACAAUCUGCGCUGAAGAGCCACUCGGUGUGGUUCGUCAGGCCGUUCCAGGCCGCCGAUGGCCGCACAAUAGAUGCAGCGGCGAUAAUCGCUGGCCUUGGAUCCUUCAACGACAACCCGUAUGAUCCCCAGCUCAUCUACUGCCCUGCUCGAUACGCUGCUCGCAUCUCUCAAGCCUUCAGCGCCACCGCCUCCUCUAUCACGGUCGCAGCGCACGAGAUGGAGAUUGUGGACGACAUCAAGGACAGGACGGACACCUACUCGUUCACGGACGGGAACGGGACGAUGUCCCUCCAGGUCGCGCGAGACAUAGCGGCCGAUCAGCGGUCGAAGAGCCGGGUCAGACGUGCGUGGCGAGGGUCCACCCCACGCGUUAUUCAAGUACGGGUUGCUGGAUCGAAGGGGAUGCUGCACGUCGAUCACAAACUCGAAGGCCGAAAGAUUCGCUUGCCCAGGUCCAUGGUCAAGUUCUCUGCUCCUACCUCCAAUCAAAUUGAUAUCGCGCAGGUAUUCGAGGAGCCGUCUCGGUUCAACCUCAACCGGCCGAUGAUCAUGCUGCUCAAAGGCCUCGGGGUCCCGUACGAGGCCUUCAAGAGACUUCAGGACGACGCGGUACGCCAAACCCAUACGCUCACAGAGUCGCUGGCGAAUUCGAGAUGGCUGCUUGAGAUGAAUGGCCUUGGCGGCUCGUUCAAGAUCGCGUCCAUUGUUGGCCAACUCCACAAACUCGGUGUGACCGUCGCGCAGUUGACAGAGUCCGGCUUCUGGCAGCGGAUGAUGACGUUCGCGGUUAACCACAUUCUCCGAGAACUCAAGGACCGCGCUAGCAUUCCCGUGCCCGGAGGAUGGACCCUAGUAGGGGUCGCCGAUAUCCAUGGUCAGCUGCGGGAAGGGGAGAUAUACGCAUGCGUACAGACUUCAGACAAUCGAAAGACCUAUCUCGAAGGACCUACCUUGAUCACCCGCUCGCCGGUCAUUCAUCCAGGCGAUAUACAGGUCGUGCAUGCGAUUGGAAGGCCACCAGUGGGAUCGGAUCUUGCUCGGGGACGACUGAAGAAUUGCGUUGUAUUUUCCACGCGAGGAACCAGGCCUCUUCCGUCGUACCUCGGAGGAGGAGAUCUCGACGGUGAUAUGUAUCACGUCACUUGUGUGCCGCAGGACCUGUUACCACCGACAGCAAGCUGCGACAGUCCUGCUUCGUAUAAUCCGGCGAAACGUAAAAUACUGAACCGGCCGAGUACCAUGCAAGAUGUCGCCACAUUCGUAGCAGAGUUCAUCAUCAGUGACAACGUCGGUCUCAUUGCAUCGACGUGGCUGACACUCGCCGACAACGUAGGAAUACUCGAUAGAGAUUGUCUCCGCCUCGCAGAGCUACACAAUGCCGCAGUCGACUAUCCUAAGACCGGGUUGCCAGUUGAUAUCAACGCCAUUCGGCCCAUACAACGCCGCGUCUCACAAAAGCCAGACUGGUAUACUUUCGAGGCCACCGUCAGCUGGACCCCUCAAUAUUAUCAGAGCAAUAGCGCUCUUGGCCGACUCUUCCGUGCUAUCGACCUGCCGGCCCUUGAGGAGCGUAGUACGGAGACGUCCCACUUUGACUCGCCCGAGAUAGAUGAAGAGAACGGGAUAACACUAGCCGAUGUUCUCGCCGACGUACGGACCAAACCGCAUUUGCCGGUGGGGCGCGAUGACUUCGACGAGUCAUUGGCGAGCAAGUGCUGGAACCUGUUCACCGUCUACGCAUCCCGUCUUCGAGGAACAUGCGCAUCGCAUACAGUCUCAGCGUCGCGCUCGGCCAUGCUCUCGGAAGAGGAGGUCGUCAUUGGGACCAUAUCAGCGAAGAGCGCACAGGCCCGAAAGCGCGCGGACAUGAUCGAGAAAGUCCGGGAGCAGACGGCGACGCUUGUGAACGGUAUCAGCGCAGAGUUGUCUGGCGGUGGACACCUGGACGCGGCGACACGCUUAGAACAAGCCUGGAUGGCGUACAGGGUCUCGUGCACGCUAUCGGGAUGGUUUGGAGGGCAGAGCUUUGCGUGGAUCGCAUUGGGGGGAGGUCUUUGA